This is a messenger RNA of Wallemia ichthyophaga EXF-994, 1872 nucleotides long. RefSeq names its product Uridine-cytidine kinase-like 1. Gene Ontology annotation, molecular function: kinase activity; ATP binding. The record is from RefSeq and is a predicted model, not a curated record. Gene Ontology annotation, cellular component: cytoplasm. Bases 1 to 1872 code for a protein of 623 amino acids. The transcript has 4 exons. NCBI's taxonomy places the organism in Eukaryota, Fungi, Basidiomycota, Wallemiomycetes, Wallemiales, Wallemiaceae.
AUGAUAUCCGUUUCCAGAGCAGCAAUAAUACCCUGUCGCAGCUGGUGCCCGCGCAGCUCCUCCAAAUGCACCGACAGUGCGCUGUCCAGUUGUGAGAGCUGUGCCAACGCCCCCACACUAACUCUUCCGGGCUUCACUGGCUGGCUGGACAGACUGGCGAAUAGAGCAGCGCUUAUUCUGUCGAUAUCAUUCAGCGUUUUUAUUGCUUCUUGGUUCCCAACGCCCAUCAUCAUGGACUUACUAGAGCAACCCGCACGGGUGAAGAAUUCUUUCAUCAAGACUGACGGUCUCCGUGCGUGGUAUGACGAGAACGGCAAUCCAGUUGAGCCGUUCAUCAUCGGCAUAGCCGGGGGCAGUUCGAGCGGCAAGACGUACGUAGCGGGUGAAAUCAUAAAGCGUCUGCACAACGUACAAUCCAUAGCCAUCAUCUCCCAGGACAGUUUCUACGGCGAGCGAACACCCGCUGAAAUAGACUUGGCGUACAAGAACAUGUACGAUUUCGACUCACCCCAAGCUAUCGAUAUGGAGCUAUUCACUAACGUACUCAACGAUAUUAAGAAAUGCAGGGCUGUCCAACUCCCAAACUACUCAUUCAACACGCACUCCCGUCUCCCCCAAUCCACCUACUUGUACGGUGCACGCGUCGUUAUCGUUGAGGGGAUCCUCGUUCUCACUGAUCCCGCCUUGCGCGACUUUUUCGACAUGAAGGUCUUCGUGCAAUGCGACAGUGAUGUCAUGCUCGCGCGGCGCAUCAAGCGCGAUGUCGUCGAGAGAUCGCGCGAUGUCGACGGUGUGCUCAGCCAGUACCUCAAAUGGGUCAAGCCGUCUUUUGAAAAUUUCGUGCUUCCCUCCUCCCGUCAUGCUGAUAUCAUAGUGCCUGGCGCAGCCAACAGUGUAGCGGUGGAUCUGAUAGUGACGCAUCUCAAAACGCAGCUCACACAGCGCUCCCGAUUCCUUCGCAAAACACUCUCCACCACUUCACCCCGCUGCUCCGACUUACCGCCUAACGUGCGCGUGAUAGCGAGCACCCCGACACGUAACGCCCUCCUCACACUCCUCCGCGAUCCUUGCACACCCCGCACGCAAUUUGUCGAUGCCGUCGACCGCCUAGCUGCAAUGGUGGCUGGAGAGGUUUUGGCCUAUCUCCCGCACGAGAAAUGUGUGGUAGACACGCCCUUAGCGGUGAGUGAGGGGGUGCGAAUGAAUCUGAGUGAGGGUAGGCAUCCUGAUGCUAAUGUUGAUGCCAAUGUUGAUGCUAAUGUUUCAACACCCGGCAAUCUCUGCGCAGUGGCCAUCCAGCGCUCCGGCUCACUCUUCAAUCACGGCCUGCGGCGUAUUUUCCCCGAUGUAGAACUGGGCUCAAUGUUGAUCCAGCACGAUACUGAACACGGUGAGCCGGCACUGUACCACCACAAUCUGCCGCGUGCAGUGAAGCAGGCUGAGACAGCGCGACACACUUGGGUGCUGCUGUCUGACUCCCAAUGCGGCACUGGCGCUGCGGCUUACAUGGCCAUUCGGGUGUUGCUGGACCACGGCGUCCUCCAACAUCAUAUCAUCUUCCUUACUUUCCUCGUCGCGAAACGCGGCGGCGUGCACGCUAUUCAUAGAGCCUUUCCCGGUAUUCAAAUCCUUACGGCCGCCGCUGACCCCGUGUUGCGCGAAGUCGAGGUGCCUAUUAGCGGUAAUGGUAGCGGGAAAGCUAACACAUUCAACGAGGAGAAUGACGCGCAGGAGAAUGUGCAAACUCACACUCACACACCCACUCACAGGCGCAAAAGCGUCGUUAGCUUGGAGGUCCCCGAACGCAAAAAGUACUGGCAGAUCGUACCAGGGAUGGGCAAUGUGGGCGAUAGGUAUUAUGGGACGGUGUGA